This is a messenger RNA of Macroventuria anomochaeta, 2094 nucleotides long. RefSeq lists its product as uncharacterized. Gene Ontology annotation, molecular function: RNA binding. Gene Ontology annotation, cellular component: nucleolus; PeBoW complex. The coding region runs from base 20 to 2056 and encodes 678 amino acids. NCBI's taxonomy places the organism in Eukaryota, Fungi, Ascomycota, Dothideomycetes, Pleosporales, Didymellaceae. The transcript is spliced from 2 exons. Gene Ontology annotation, biological process: maturation of LSU-rRNA from tricistronic rRNA transcript (SSU-rRNA, 5.8S rRNA, LSU-rRNA); ribosome biogenesis. The record is from RefSeq and is a predicted model, not a curated record.
GUGUACCAGAACUCACACAAUGGCCGGUCGCUCCAAGAAGAAGGGCACCUCUGGUGCGGCGAAAAACUACAUCACCCGUACUCGCGCCGUGAAGAAGCUGCAGAUUUCGCUCCCCGACUUCAGAAGAUUAUGUAUCUUCAAGGGAAUCUACCCCCGCGAGCCGCGCAACAAGAAGAAGGUCUCCAAGGGCUCUACCGCUGCCACCACCUUCUACUACACCAAGGACAUCCAGUACCUGCUGCAUGAGCCGCUGCUGGCCAAGUUCCGCGAGCACAAGGCGGUUGCAAAGAAGAUUGGACGCGCGCUCGGUCGCGGCGAGUCUGGAGAUGCGGCGCGCCUCGAGAAGAACCUGAUGCCCAAGGUCAAGCUCGACCACAUCAUCAAGGAACGCUACCCGACCUUCGUCGACGCCCUCCGCGACCUCGACGAUGCCCUCUCCAUGCUCUUCCUGUUCGCCAACCUGCCCUCCAGCGAGCACAUCCCUGCGAAGACGAUUGCCCUCUGCCAGCGCCUGACCCGCGAGUUCGAGCACUAUGUUAUCACCUCCCACGCCCUGCGCAAGUCGUUCCUGUCGAUCAAGGGCAUCUACUACCAGGCUACAAUUCAGGGCCAGGACAUCCUGUGGCUCGUGCCAUACCGUUUCGUGCAGCGCACGGGUGGAGACAUCGACUUCAGGAUCAUGGGCACGUUCGUCGAGUUCUACACAACACUGCUUGGCUUCGUCAACUACCGCCUCUACACCUCCGUCGGUCUCGUAUACCCUCCCAAGUUCAACGCCAAGAGCGACGAGCAGGGCGGUGAGCUUGCGGCUUUCCAGCUUGAGGGCAAGGGUGUCGACGCAAACGGUGGCGCAAACGGCGAGGACGAGAACGCAGAGAUCAACCCCGAGGCGCAGGCUAUCGCAGACAGGAUCGCAGCUGAGGGGGAUGUCGAAGAGGAGGUCGCCGAAGCAAUUGUCGCCGCUGCCGGGGACGCCGAGGACGACGACGAAGAGCAGGCGACUGAAGGCAUCGACAAGUUCGAGCCAACCGCUCAGGACGGCGACGUCCUGCCCCAGCCCCAGGCCAGCCGCGCCGAAGCCGGCUCCCUCUUCGCACCCUUCACAUUCUACCUCUCCCGCGAGACUCCCCGUGCAUCCCUCGAGUUCAUCCUCCGAGCCUUCGGCUGCAAGCGCGUAGGCUGGGACUCGAUCCUCGGCGACGGCGCCUUCACAACCAACGAAUCCGACCCCUCCAUCACCCACCAGAUCAUCGAUCGCCCCUCGCUCGCCAACGGCGCCGCCAUCCCCGUCUCCAACGACUCCGAAGACGGCGCACCGAAGGCGCAAUGGCCGCGCUCCAUGAUGCCCGGCCGCACAUACGUCCAGCCCCAGUGGGUAUGGGAUUCCAUCAACCAGGGCAAGCUUCUGCGCCCCGACCUCUACGGCCCUGGCGCCGAGCUCCCACCCCAUCUGAGCCCCUGGGUCAAGCCCAAGAAGGGUGAGUACGAUCCUAACCUACCCCUUGCGGCCCAGCAGCCCGAGGGCGAGGCCGAAGCGUUCGAGGACGAGGCCGACGAGGAUGCAUUCGACCCCAAGGACGACGACGCGGACAUGGACGCCAUCGUCGACCGCGCCGGCUCCGUCGAAGUCGGCGAGGGCAUGGACGUCGACGGGUCCUCCGACUCCGACUCCGACUCCGAUGCUUCCUCUGCCGACGAUGCAGCACCAGCCGCCGAAGACGACGACGAGUCCGACGCCGAAUCUGACAUCUCCGAGGGCGAAGCCGCACGCCUACAACACCAGGCCGAGCUCGAGGCUGAGGCAACAGGCAAAACACUCAAGAAGGCUGCACCCACCAAGAAGGAGCAGAACGCCGCUAUCCGCAAGAAAGCCGACAAGGCGCGGAAAACAGAAGAGGAGGAGCGCGAGAGGCAGAAGAUGAUGCUGAGCAACAAGAAGAGGAAGCUGCUCAAGCGCAUCGAGUACGGCGCUAAUAAGCGCGAUACAGAGUCUGAGGGCCUGAGGAGAAAGAGGGCGAAGUUGGAGAAGGCGAAGGCGGCUGCUGAUGCGUUGUAGAGCUGCAUAAACAAAAUGGGAUGGCUAAGGCGUUGAGG